AUGACUGAAGCCACUCACUUCGAGAUGCCAUGGUUGGUGGAAAAUCUCCUCGAUCAGACAAUGGCAUCUCAGGAUCUAAGUCCACACCCACAUAUCGCCAGCGACUUUUCAUUUGGAUUGCCAGAGGACCUCGAUCCAAUCUGGUCUGAGCAAUUCAACUGGAAUGAAUGUGGACAUAUGCCCAAGGCAAAUUCCUUCCAGCCAUACCCGCAACUAUGCCCAAACAGCAUCCAACCAAUCCCGAGCCCCGAAAAUGGGCCGAUCCAACUCCGCAACGCGCUUGCAACCGAACGUGCCCUCUUUAUGACUCCCACGCCGAACAUGGCGUUCCCAUUCCCGACGUCCCCGACUUCGGAUCCUCUGUCGCCUGACUCUUCCCAUUCCCAUUCGGGCUGGGACGAGGGGGAUCGGGAGCCGGAGUCGGAGUCAGAGCGGGGGCUGUAUAUUGGGACUUUUGGACAUGGACAAGCCCAGAGCCAAGGCAGUGUGCAGAGUCAGACGAAUUCGGCGCCCCGUCGAUACUCGGAAUACUCCACCUCCACCUCCACUUCCACCUCCACACACAGAAUGGACGAAGAGGACGCCUUGACCCCACUCGAAAUGCCAGACGGCAGUACACGCUUCACCUCGAAUUGGCUGCCCGUUGAUCCCGAUGCGGGAUUUACCAUUGGCUCGCCGGGUUUGCCGGGACACGGCGAUGAAAUGCAUUUCCGUGAUAUGCAGAAUGCAUUCUUCUCUUCCAAGCCGGCGACUUCGGCUUGGGGGGUUGAUCGGUGA
Penicillium nucicola is the source of this 777-nucleotide messenger RNA. RefSeq lists its product as uncharacterized. The record is from RefSeq and is a predicted model, not a curated record. The transcript is spliced from 2 exons. Lineage: Eukaryota; Fungi; Ascomycota; Eurotiomycetes; Eurotiales; Aspergillaceae. The coding region runs from base 1 to 777 and encodes 258 amino acids.